CACCGGGGUUGACGAAAUACGACUCAUAUCAGCAACUAUCUUAUGUAGGAUUCAGCUGGGUCUCCAACGUGUGCUCAGAAAAUCUGGACAAAUUAAGCAACACAUCCAGGACCCAUAUGACUCCCGCCUUUUACCUUGAGAGUUGUGCUGCAUUAAACCAAUAUAAGGAUCUACAAGAAAAUCUGUCAAAGGUCGCUCAUUUCAAAUCUCUGACUGCAUUCUUCUGCCUCAUGUGAUGUCAUCAACCAAGAGUCAGCCUGGAGCCAGCAGUCUUCCAGAAGUUAAGGACUCAGACCACCCUCAUCCCUCCCCCACGCCCCCUUCUCUCUCGCUCCUGGCCGAUCACUCUCCCCCUCUUCGGGGUUGCAUCAACAUGACAAAGCACUGGCCGGAGCAGAGCCUCCUGGCACCAGCCGCUCUGCUCCACAGUGGAGAACAUCGCAACCAUCAACUUGACUUCUGCAGAAAUGUGCAGCGGGGCUCUCCUUCCUGCGGUGUAGCCAAACAGCGGCCUCAGCAAGCGGCUGAGAUGGCUCCUCAGCAGCAGAAGCCCUCUGCGCGCACCAAGCAGCCCGGCGGUGCCAUGGGUCUCACGGAUCAAGCCACGCUAACCCACUCAUCAUAUCCGGACAGCGACACCAACGCGAAGCUGCGGGACGUGACGCGGGAGACGUGGAUGUCUGAACAGGAGAAAAGCGGUUCCAGCGGUGGGAAGAAAAAGAACUACCAGCGGUAUCCAAAACCACCCUACUCCUACCUGGCUAUGAUCGCCAUGGUCAUCCAGCGGUCCCCAGAGAAGAAGCUUACUCUAUCAGAGAUCUUGAAGGAGAUCAGUACCCUCUUUCCAUUUUUCAAAGGGAACUACAAAGGGUGGCGAGAUUCUGUGCGUCACAACCUUUCCUCUUACGACUGCUUUGUUAAGGUGUUGAAGGAUCCAGGCAAACCUCAGGGAAAAGGGAAUUUCUGGGCUGUGGACCUGAACUGUAUUCCUCUGGAGCUUCUGAAAAGGCAGAACACAGCUGUGUCACGCCAGGAUGAAGCCAUCUUUGCCCAGGAUCUAGCCCCAUACAUCCUGCAGGGCCACAAGCUGGAAUCUGAGGCGCCCCCUCCUCCGACCGAGUGUGUGACCUCUCUCCCAUCCAUGUCAUCAGGAAAUCCUUCACCAUCACAGGAGGACUUGUUCCGACCCAAGCUGGACUCAUCCUUUGCCAUUGAUUCCUUGCUACACAGUCUGCAGCCUACAAGUGCUUCUGGAGAUGUAGACAGGUACUGCUGCGCUGAGGUGGGGCGCUCCCAGCCUUCGCCGCCUCAACGGCUUCAUUACUCCUCUGCUAGCUCGGGGAGCCCUGUCUCCGCCUCUUCGGAAGAGGAGUGGAAAGGUGUGUCCCACACUGUGAAGCGUAUUCCUCCUGAUGGUGAAACAGGGUCUGACAGGUAUGAGGACUACGCACCACCCCAGCACAAAUCUGCCAGACUGGAGACUGUGCUACCUCCAUGGGAGCUUCCAACUUCCUACGCCAAGUAUGCUCCCCCUAAUGCAGUUGCCCCACCUAGCAUGCGGUUUAACGGAGGCCCCUUAAUGCCGUUGCAGGGCAGACUACCACUCUACAGCUAUGGUAGCCCUCCCGUGGCGCCUGCCCACUUCAUAGGUCACUCCUACUGGCCUAUCCUCCCCAGAAGACGAGUCUCGGUUCAACCUACUCCUCUGCUCAUGGACUUGGACAACAUGCUGCAGUCUGUACCUCCAAAUAAGAGCGUGUUCGAUGCCCUGUUGCCUGUUAAUCAGAAUGCUUACCCACAUCAUCAACCACAGAGUCAGUACACCCUGCAGAACGGGGCUCCUCUCAACAGGUAUCACCAGUACUGAGAGUCAUUCACAUGGACUAAACAAGGAAUCCAAACAGGAAAUAAACUAAAAGCUCCAGGCAAUCUCAUUUAUGGUUUCUAACUAAUCCAGAAGCCUUUUUUAUUCAAUUUACAGGUCAGUGUUUUUGUAAAAGAAAUAAUUCUGCCUGCCUUCAGUGUAGCGUUUUAUUGAAGCAAAACUACCUCAAAAAAACUAUAUAACGAAACAAGUAUCUACCUCAGGGUUUCAGUGAAACGUUGUACUGCUACAGGCUAUUUGCACUGCUGAUCUUGUUUGCACAGUUGUUUAAUGCAAUGUCUCGAGGAUUACUUUUUAAUGUUGUUGAUCCACUACUGACUAUUGAAUGUAUUACAUGUUCACUCCUGGGAAGAAACAGCUGCAGUGUCCGAAACGGUUUAUAAUGGCCAUGAGUUUAGUGUCUAUAGUUCAGUUUUUUUCCUUGUUGCAUAAUAACUUUUUGCUUUUGGAUGUAUGUGAAGUUUUUUAUUUUCUUUGUUUACAAAUGUCUCCUUUUUUUUUUUACCACUUGCAAGAAAAACCCAAAGAAUCCAACUCAUUUUGCCUCACCUGAACUCACCUUUAGAAUAUUCUCCAUCAGUGUGGAGCUGCUGAUAAUAAAAAAGUUAGUUUCAAUGUUUUAACUUUCUUUUUGCACUAAUUAUCUGAUGAACUCCGAAAGGACACCGCUUUUAAAUGUCUCAUUACCUCGACUAAAGAAUGUAUUUCUUCCUAAGAUCUUAGUUUGUUCAUUACUGAAGUUCAUACAUCUGUAGAGAUUUCUGGACCUUUAACAGGUUUCUGAUAAAUUUAUUUUAACAGUGCUGCUCAGUGUUGUGUAAACAAAUAAAAUGGAUGCUUUUACAUAAAAA
Messenger RNA from Girardinichthys multiradiatus, 2736 nucleotides. It is a transcript of the gene foxh1, whose product is annotated as forkhead box H1. The transcript is spliced from 5 exons. NCBI's taxonomy places the organism in Eukaryota, Metazoa, Chordata, Actinopteri, Cyprinodontiformes, Goodeidae. Gene Ontology annotation, biological process: regulation of DNA-templated transcription. The coding region runs from base 236 to 1867 and encodes 543 amino acids. Gene Ontology annotation, molecular function: sequence-specific DNA binding; DNA-binding transcription factor activity. The record is from RefSeq and is a predicted model, not a curated record.